AUGGAGGACGGGCCAAUCGCCUCCAUCGCCGAGCCCGGCAUUAAGGCGGAUGGGCAGCUCCUAUAUACCAUGCGCAAAGAGGUUGCGCACCUGUUGGGUCGCGCCCAAACCGGCUUCCCUGGCGCGCAGCCUGUGAGCUUCGGAAGGAAGCAUAUCAAGGCGCUCAAAGAUCAAGACUACUAUGUAUGCGAGAAAUCUGACGGUAUUCGGUACCUUCUCUAUUCGACGAGAGAUGAGAGCGGCGCCGAAGCACACUACCUGAUCGACCGCAAAAACGACUACUGGUUCAUUACAAACCGUAAUCUACACUUUCCCCUCGACAGCGACCAGACUGCCUUUCACAUUGACACGGUCCUCGACGGCGAGCUCGUGUGGGACAGCAAGCCCAACGGCGGCAAGGAGCCACGCUUCCUUAUCUUUGACUGCCUCGUCAUGGAUGGACAGGUGCUCAUGGAUCGCACAUUGGACAAGAGGCUGGCAUACAUCAAGGAACGAUUUCACACACCUUACAAGCGCUUAUUCAAGGAAUUUCCCGAGGAGCUCAAGUUCCAGCCAUUCUACGUCGAGAUGAAACCGUUCCAGCUUGCGUAUGGCAUCGAGAUGAUGUUCAAGCAGAUCCUGCCGAGUCUCAGGCACGGCAACGACGGGCUCAUCUUCACCUGCCGCCACACGCCAUACCGCCACGGCACGGAUCCCAACAUUCUCAAGUGGAAGCCGCCGGAAGAGAAUACUAUCGAUUUUCUCCUCAAGCUGCAUUUCCCGACAGUGCAGCCGAACCAGGCGGAGCGCGCACAGGGAAGAAUGGAGCCGUUUGUCGACUACACCAGCGUGCCGCACGCGGAGCUCAUGGUGUUCACAGGCAACAACGGCCCGGAGAGGUACGAGUCCUUCCACCAGUUGUACAUCACGAAAGACGAGUGGGAAAAGCUCAAAGCCCUCGGCGAUCCGCUGGACGACCGUAUUGUCGAGUGCAACAAAGAUGACCAGGAGCGCUGGCGUUUAUUGCGCUUCCGCGAUGACAAGCUGGAGGCGAAUCACAAGUCCACUGUUAGCAGCGUCCUCGAAAGCAUCGAGGAUCGUGUGACGCAGCAAGAUCUCUAUAAAGCCGCUGGGCCAAUUCGUGACAGCUGGAAAGCACGUCAAGGGAGAGGGGAUCGAAAGUAG
Akanthomyces muscarius is the source of this 1164-nucleotide messenger RNA. RefSeq lists its product as uncharacterized. The coding region runs from base 1 to 1164 and encodes 387 amino acids. Gene Ontology annotation, cellular component: mRNA capping enzyme complex. NCBI's taxonomy places the organism in Eukaryota, Fungi, Ascomycota, Sordariomycetes, Hypocreales, Cordycipitaceae. Gene Ontology annotation, biological process: 7-methylguanosine mRNA capping. The record is from RefSeq and is a predicted model, not a curated record. The transcript has 2 exons. Gene Ontology annotation, molecular function: ATP binding; mRNA guanylyltransferase activity.